GCACGGCUACAUGUGACAUUGUUGCCCACUUGGGCGAUGGCGCCUAAUUGGCUUUCAUUGCCCUAGAGAAAGAUGGCGUCUCCCCAGUCCAAUAAGCCGGUUGUUUUGCCUGCCGUGUAGAUCACCUGAUUCGUGUUUCAAGAUGGCUGCGGCAACAGGACUGAAUUCUGUUUUGGAGUGCAGCUAGCACGGAUGAUCAAAGGAGUGCCGAGUGUAUAUUCCACCGAUGGUUAGACCUCUCUUCCAGGUUGGUCGUAUGUGAGGCACGAGUGGCUGUUUCCCUGCCUGCGCCAGGGGAGGUAUGGAAAGGGUGGGGAGGAAAGACAAACUCCACCAGGUAAGAUGAGAUUCCAAGCAGGACGAAAAGAGCCUUCUGCCGGGGUUUGUUUUGCGAAAGAUGUAUCCAUUUGGUAAAGAGGAAUCUGCAUCCCUGGAACAUCUCUUCUGGUUUUUCUGUGAAUGUGUGAAGAGGGGAGACUGGGAACUUGCACAGGCCUGCAUUCCUCAGUUAAGUCGGUGGCAGGAGGAUGGCUGUGAAAAAGUGAGAUCAGCCCUGCAUGCUCUAAUAGUCUGCCCUUCCCAUCUGAGGUGUGGAUCAAACCACAGUCCUCAAAAACUGGCUUGGUUUUGGCUCCUUGUAUUUCAGAAGUGGCUAGCGUGGGAACAGAAAACAGUUCCAGAAGCUCUACAGAGAGAAACAGAAUUCUUGCUUCUCUUGGAAGAACUGGAAAAGGAUGUCUCACUUGCAGUCCUAAAGGAAAUAUAUGAAGCUUUUGAAAGCAGGCACGGGUCAAACAGGAAGCAAAGGGAUGGAGCCACGCAGACGUUCAGUGUGGAGGUGCUGUCUGCUCUCCGAAAAAUGCUGUUGCAGGCUCCUCGGAAGCUGCAAACCCUCCUGGAGUUUUUCCAUAGAGAUCCUGCUGAAAAGAGCUCUUCCCUCACACACAGCGGCUCUCCACAGCACAUCUUUGUUGACUUUCUCUGGGACUCCUUAAAACGUUUGAAGUGUCUCCAGCUCAAUCCAGAGUUGCCAGACUAUGAUUGGAGGGAGGCUGUAGGUGAAAUUUAUAGUGCCCUUACCAUGUUGGAAGUGAAGACUCAGUCUGGAGAGCUGCGGCUUCUCUGCCGAGAACUUCUGGAUGCCUGCUGGGCUGAACAGAGCCCGCUGAAGGAAGAGAGGUUGCUCAGCUGUCUGCUGAGGAAAGACAGCCGUGCCUUGCUCAGUCUGUUCAGCAGCGUAUUCCUGGAGAAGAUGAGAGAGAAGCUGCUGGGGCUGAAGUCACCUGGCAAAGGUACAUCUGAACAGCUGGAUGCAGAGCGGGCUGUGAUGGCACUGUUUUUGGAUCAUGAACAAGCUCAGUCAUGGAAAGCUACCUAUUUCUACUAUCUUAGCAGCAACAAGCACUUUUUGGAACAAAUUCUGAUGACAGCAUUAACUUUAUUGAAAAGGGAAGACUUCUCCAGUCUCAAUAGUUUACUAAGGCAAGAAUUCAGCCACCUAAGUCGCCUCCUGAUAUUGCUAGGAUGGACUCAGUGUCGCAGUUUAGAAUCCGGAAAAACGCUGCUCUGGACCCUUCACAAAUCUCAGGGUGUCUGCAGUGACUCAGUAUUAAAAGACUUCUGUGAUGGCCUGUGUGCCCAAGUGGAGGUUCUUGAAUGGUGCAUUCAACAGAAUAGUAAUAUUAUCCCAGAGAAAGUUGUUCUGCAGCACUUGCACAGUUUGGAGUGUCACACGUCCCUAUACCUUCUCCACCAUCUUACCGACAUUGUCACCCUGAAUGAAGAUGCUGUCAUUGAGCUUCUUCAGACAAUUCCAGCCAGGGACUCAGAAGCUCAAGGUUCAGCAAUGGUGCCAGCUUCCAGCUGUCUGAGUCAGCAACGCAAUCUUGUUCUUUUCCGGGCAUUUUGUGCCAUGAAAUAUGCCAUAUAUGCACUCUGUGUCAAUGCACACAAGGGUUCGCAUUGCAAGGACUGUGCAGACCGUUUUGUCAGUGAUGUACCCGAUGAGCUGCCUGGCCAGUGCAAACCUGCAUAUCAGCCUCUUUGCACAGAUUAUGCAGGUCUCUUUGUGCAAUAUCUUGCCAAGUGCCAGCAGUUUUUAAAGACUGUCCCUGUUCCUCUACGCCUGGAACUUCUGGAGAACAUCUUCUCCUUGCUCUUUGUCUCCUACAGCGACCUUUGCAGCGAUGAUCCCCAAGAGGAGGACAACACAGAAGAGGCUGGUUUCGAGAAAAAGAACUGUGGUGUAAGGAGACUUGAGCGUUGUCCUAGCCAAGGCUCUUCCACCUCAGCAAGUCCACAGAACUCUGAAGGGCCCGGAAGGAGGUCUGAGAGAGACACUGCCAGUACAUCUCAUGAGCCUGUCGGCAUCCAAAAGCUGCUUGAUAUGGAAUCAAAUAGCAACAAGUGUGAUUCCUUCAGAUGGAGCUAUCUGGAUUUGAAGCAUUUUAUCAGUGACAUCAGUGGAUUUUUAGUGGAUGAUGUAGCAAUGGAGAUGGUUCUCAAAAUGCUCCUGGACCAUCUGAAAGAAAUUGAGGACUCCUCCCCAUGGGACUCGAGGCAUGUACCUCAGGAGGAGCUGACACUGCUGGACUGCUUGAGUUUAUCUGUAAAUAGAGAUAGUUUUAGUUGCCGUGUGCAGUUGCUCUCCAAGUACCUCUCUGAAGCUCAAUGGCGGCACAAAAUAGUGCUUAGCAACAGAAACGCAGGCAGUCAACGUGUUCCCAGUAAAACACAUGGAAAUGUAACCAGAGGAUCCAAUUUGAAGAGGCGCACUCGAUCUCAAAGGCCAAAACCAGAUUGCAACAAGGGAGCCUCAAGCCCAGCGCUAGAGAUUACCAGCAGUGAAUUAAGUAUUGCUAGUACGUCAGAUGGAAGUGCUAGUACACUAUCUGACUGGAGUGAUGUAGAAUACCGGAUAAAGCCUCAACAGAACUCCCUCAUCCCCAUGAUGCUUUCCCCACCAGAAUCUCUUCUUGUUGCCUGCAUCUUGAGGGGGAACUACAUAGAAGCUCAUCAGGUGGCUAUUAUGUUUAGUUUGGAGACUUCUGCUUCCUAUGGUGAGCUGAUUUUCUUGGAGCGUUACCAAGAAGUGAUCAGGGAACUGACAAAAGUGGAACAUAAGAUUGAGCAUCAGUCAUCUGAGGGGUCUGGAAACCUCAAACAGUCUGGCAGUGGCCGUUCAACACUACAGGCCAUUGGAAGUGCAGCAGCUGCAGGUAUGGUAUUUUACUCCAUUUCGGAUGUCACCAACAAGCUGCUUUCCCCUUCAGAAGGCCUAGUCCCUAUGCUUCAAGAGAGCUUCUGGGCCAGCAGCAUCCAGCUGGAGCACACAGGCCCUCUGAGAAAUGUUGUGGAGGGCCUUUGCCCCUCUGCUAUGGCCCUCUUUGACUUGGCAUCUACUCAGUGCCACUUAUGGAAAACCUGCAAGCAGCUCUUAGAAACGGCAGAUAGGAAGUUGCAUAACAGCCUUGAAAUUAAGGGUCGAAGACUUGAUUCCGUUCUGCAGUGCUUUCUUGGCAUGAGGGGUUUCCCAGCAGUUCUUCAACAAUUAAGUAAAAUUAUCAAUACAUCACAAGGGCAGCCUAAAUCAGAAAUCUCAGAUGAGAAAAUAAGUAGUCACUUCCACUGCAGCCUUGCUGACCUUAUGCAAACUUGUUACCCUGUCCUGACUGAGAACUGUAUUACCAGUCAGAUUGUUUUAUCACAGCACUUUGACCAAAUCCUGCAAAGAUUGGCACAUGUAGAAGAGUCUUCAGAUUCCAAAGGGAGUCUGCUUACCUCGUUGGCAGAACAGGCUUCUUUGAAACCUAUGGAAUUAGAGGUGCAUCCAGUUUCUAAUCAAAUCAAACUGUUGCUGAAAACCUUGGACCAACAUGCUCAGACUAUUGAAGAGACCCAUGUAGAAAACUACUAUGUACAAAGCUUCUUUAACUAUAUUAACAGGCUGGCUGCCAUUGUCCUCCGAAGCCUUACUCCAGAGCUAGAUCAAUCUGCAGAGGUACGAAUAGGAAACCCUUUCAUAUUACUUCAGCAGAGUCCUUCUCAUUUACUGUCCCAGCUUUUGUUUGAGAGACAGGUUGUUCCUGACAGGCUGUCUUUCCUGCUGGCCAAAGAAGAACUCAACUUAAAUGUGCAGCAUGUAAUCAUUAAUGGUUGUUGUAAGGCAUUGCCUCUAUGCAAUACCAGGCAAAGCAGCCAAACCAGGUCCCUUUUGACCAACAUCAGUAGCCUAGAACGCCUGCAUGCCUAUCACUGUCUGCCUGAUGCGGAGGUGCCAGUCCACAAUCCAGCCAUGGACUCUGCAGAGACUUCAGUGUAUCCCUUGUCCUCUUCACCCGACCAGAACCAGCACAUGCUCACAGCUUCCACCCUCACUUUUCUGAAAUCUCAGUCAAAACUCACAGCUGCUGUGGUUUGUCUCAAUGUAUCAAAGGUUCAGAAACAUUCCAAACCGGGCCUGUCAUGGAAGGAGUUUCGAGGCAAACGGGAAGCCCCCUUGUCUGUAGAGCACAUUUCCAAGGAAUGUGAAGCACUGUUAAAAGAGUUUCCAUUUCUGGAGAGCUUUCUUCUUACCAUGUGUGAGCCCCUGCAGGACCCUCAGGAUGAGGGAAAAGCCAUGGCUAGUGGACUUUGUGGCAAGUCUUAUGUUUCUUUGCUCUUCCUGGGAUUGCAUUCUGUUAUGGCUGUUGAGGUGUUAAUGGAGAUUUUAAAGCAAGCUCUCGAUGCAGGGGACUGGCCCAGAGCCCUGAAGGUCUUGGAUCUCUACAGCCAGGAUAUGGAAGAGCUCAUCACGGUGCGGGAUGCUGUCCUGAGCUGUGCUGCUGCUGAUGGUAAGGAUGGUUGGCAAUACCUGUUCCGAGUGAGAGAUGCCAUGCUGAGGAGCAGAUUGGCACUGCGCUGUCUGGAUAACUGGCCCCUGGAGGCUUGUCUAGAAAUCUUAGCUUACUGUGCUUGUGACCCUGAGGUGCCUGAAGAACUCAGAUCUGAUCUGCAGAGCAAAACGAGAGAGCUGCAGGUUUAUCAAAAGAUUCUAAGUCUGCAAGAUGCCACACUGUGGCAAGACUGGCAGGACCUGAAAAGAGCUUGUACUGAUGAGCCCCAGACCGUUGUAAGGGUGAUUGUGGCAGCAAAGGAUCAUGAAUUAUGUGAAGAAUGGGGAAAACUGUAUCCUGUUCCAAGAGAUUAUUUGAUCAAUCUUCACCGAGAACACCUCCUUCAUUUGCUGGAAAUGGGAGAUAUGGAAAAGGCUUUGCAGCUCUUGCAAAGGAUAGAAGAUCCAGACAUUCAGCUUGUCAUAAGUGAACAGUGUCUUGAUAAACAUCCCAGCCUGGCAGCUUCUCAUUUCCUUGCAGAUUAUCUCACAACGCACUUCUACAGGCACUUAACAAUUAUGCGCCAUAAUGAAAUUCAGGCUCUUUAUAUGGGAUCAAAGGUCUUACUGACUCUUCCUGAGCCUUACCGUGCUAACUACUCGCAUCUGUCCUGUAAGCCACUGCUCAUGUUGGAACAGCUCUUGAUGAACAUGAAAGUGGAUUGGGCAGCUGUGGCUAUACAGACACUACACCAGCUCUUGGUUGGGCAAGAGAUAGGCUUCACUGUAGAAGACAUUGAUGCUUUGCUCUCCAAGUAUGCCGGGAAAGCCCUUGACUUCCCUUUCUCGUUAAAAGAGAAGAGAUCAGAUUCUGUGAUUCAGAUUCAAGAGAGUUUGUAUCGGGGAUCUGAGUCUGACACCUUGUCCAAAUCAGAAUCAGCAGAACAAUUUCCAGUUAGUUUUCCUGAUCCAACACAGUCUUCCAGCCUGAGAGAGAAAAGCCUACAACAAACUCUCUCCCCUCAGGAGUUUGUGCCACCAGAGAAGCCCCCACCAAAACAGCAAUGGAUUCCUGAUGAAACUGAAGUCACAUGUAUGGUUUGCAAAACCGAACGCUUUACGAUGUUUAAUAGGCGGCAUCACUGCAGACGUUGCGGAAGGCUGGUGUGCAGUUCCUGUUCUACCAAGAAAAUGGUGGUAGAAGCCUGUCGGGAGAACCCAGCUCGUGUGUGUGACCAGUGCUACAAUUAUUACAACAAGGAGUGUUCAGCAGAAUUGCCCCAUGAUACAGCCAUUUCAAAACAGGAGGGUCAGGAUCAAGAAGAAGCAGCUGUGUCCUCUGAUAAUGAAUGCUCAGAUUAUUCUGCAGUGGUGCAAAUACCAAAAAUGACAGAUCUCGAAUGGCUUCUUUCUUUGAGAGAAGAGGAGAAUGAAAUUGUGCGCAGUGAAUUUUAUUAUGAACAGGCUCCCAAUGCUUCCUUGUGCAUUGCCAUCUUCAAUCUGCACUCAGAUGGCAUAGCCUGUGGUCACCAGUUGAUAGAACACUGCUGCAAGCUUUCCAGAGGGCUGACAAACCCUGAAGUGGAUGCUGGUCUCCUCACAGAUAUCAUGAAACAACUGCUUUUCAGUGCCAAAAUGAUGUUUGUAAAAGCUGGAAGGAGCCAGGACUUAGCUCUGUGUGACAGCUAUAUCAGCAAAGUAGACGUGUUAAAUAUUUUAGUUGCUGCCACGUAUCGUCAUGUACCAUCUCUGGAUCAGAUACUGCAACCUGCAGCAGUUACAAGGCUAAGGAAUCGACUUUUGGAAGCAGAAUACUAUCAGCUAGCUGUAGAGGUUUCAACAAAGACUGGUCUGGAUCCAGGUGGAGCAUGGCAUGCGUGGGGCAUGGCCUGCCUUAAAGCUGGCAACCUCACUGCUGCCAGGGAGAAAUUCAGCCGGUGCCUAAAGCCACCUCUUGACUUGAACCAACUAAAUCCAGGCUCCAGACUGGUACAAGAUGUGAUACAGUAUCUGGAGGCCACAGUGAAACCCAUCAUCUCAGUGCAGGAUGAUGACUACUUUGCCACUUUGAAGGAACUGGAAGCAACCCUGAGGACACGAAGCCUAUCCCUGGAGAUGAUACCCGAGGGGAAGAUUCAACACAACAGCUACUAUCAAGAGUGCCUCUUCUAUUUACACAACUAUGGCACCAAUCUAGCAAUCAUUAGUUUUUAUAUGAGGCACGACUGCAUGCGAGAAGCACUGCUGCAUUUGUUAAAUAAGGAGAGCCCACAAGAAAUAUUUAUUGAAGGGAUCUUUAUCCCUAGUUAUAAAAGUGGAAAACUUCAUAUGCUGGAGAACUUGCUGGAAACCAUUGACCCAGGCCUGGAUAGCUGGGGUGUUUAUCUUAUUGCAGCUUGCAAACACUUGCAGAAAAAGAAUUACUAUAAUAUUUUAUAUGAAUUGCAGCAAUUUAUGAAGGAUCAAGUCCGUGCUGCUAUGACCUGUAUUAGAUUUUUUACUCACAAUGCAAAGUCUUACACUGAACUGGGAGAAAGGCAUACAUGGCUCUUGAAGGUCAAAGACCACCUCAAAGUUUACCUACAGGAACUUUCAAGGAGUUCGGGAAGAAAAAAGGUUAUACGUACUUUCCGUAAGAAAAUGUCUGCUCCUGAUGUGUCAAGGCAUAUCAAUACCGUUGAGCUUCAGCUGGAAGUAACAAGAUUCCUUCAUCAAUGUGAAAAAUUGGGGGCUUCACCUGUAGCUGUCUUGUCUGUACCUACACUCUUUGGAAAUAAUCAAAUGAAGAUGGAUGUAGCUUGCAAGGUCAUGCUGGAAGGUAAAAACAUUGAAGAAGGCUUCGGGAUUGCAUUCAGAGUUCUACAGGACUUCCAGCUUGAUGCUGCUACUGUAUACAAUAAAGUGGCCAGACAACUGGUGAAGCAGCAGAACUACAGUGAGAUAAAGCAGCUCCUCAAAUGUAUUAAGGAAUCUGGUGUUGCAGAUAAAAAUGAUGGAGACAAUGUUAUCUUAAACUGUCUGGAUGAAUUUGAUUCUAUCCCUGCUGAGGAGCUGGACAAUCUGAUCCAGGAUAUGGACAGUGAUGAAAACAAGAUCCAAGCAUACUUGAAAUGCCACAAGCUACGUUCCGCCUACCUAGUCUCAGUGAAACAAGAAAGCACUAGAGCUGUGCAGUUGGUCCAGCAUGUACGGCAGUUGGCUGAGGAUAGUGGGGAAGAUGUGGUCCAGGCCAUCUGCACCCAGUGGCUUUCAGUGCACCACACCAAGCCAAGAAGCUGGCUCGCUCAAAGCACCAAGAAGUGACUUCCAGCAAGUGGAACAUUGGGGUUUGUGUUCUAUAAAGCAGGGAAGGCUCUGCAUUUUGCUGAUCAAAAGAGCUUAAUCUGUCUAUGGCAGCAAGUUGGAAAGGAGCUUGUCAGAUGCCUCUUCUAAAAGGGAAAGGAUUGAUGUCCUGAAAGUGCCAAUCAUGUCCUGAUGACAACCAACUAUCUCUACCUCAGAUGAGCAUUCAUAUUUCCCCUCUCUUUUCCUUCCUCCUGCCCCCAUGUGUUAAUAUUUCAGUCUUUCUUCAACCAUUUUUCCCCCCUACCAUCAAGACACAUUGUCCUGGCUGUUGUUUUAUUAAUUCAAAACCCGCAUCAAUUAAGUCUCAGUUGGAGCUUAACUUUCUUUGAUUUCUGCUAACACAAAGCCAUAUUGCAGGCAAAUCCACAAGUUACUAGAUUGCUGAGAUGCACUGUUCUGAACCAGAUUCCUGCUGCUAAUUAAUAUAUACUAGGAUAGCUUUAUUGCUGAAGGAGGGAAUUUUAAGGAUCUUGUAACUCACUAGUGGAACAAAUAAACUGGUUUGAUAUGUGAAAUUGAGAACAAAUUCCACAUUCUUGUUAAAACUGUACCUGUGGACCUAGCAAAGCCUUUUUUGUCAUCUCUGUUGUAGAAAACACAUCUCCAGUAGGUGGGGUAUUUGUUUCCUCCCAAGCCUUAACUUUAAUGAUCCAUUCAUUGACCAAAACAGACAUUGUAGACUAGUAAUGCAUUUAGAUGGAGUGAAAUAACUAGUAUGUAUAUGUGAAGUAACUGGAGAAGAGCAUGAAAUCACAACAUAUGCCAAGUAAUUAUGGGGGGGAUCCAGUAAUGGCAGAUUGGAAAUGGGUUGCCACAAAUCUUUGGACAAAAUUGUCUCUGUAAGCAACAACUUUAUUUGGUAGCUGUCUUAGCCAGAAAUUAUCCAUGAAAGCCAUGCGGUACUUAAUAGUGACAGUAGUAAUGGGGCUGUGCAUAAGCAAAAUGUGAGGAUUAUAAUUCUACAUGUGUUGUCAUGAGAUCAAGAAAUUUGUAAAGGGGUGGUUAAAUAGGAAAUAGGAGGGACUUGCCCCCAAGUCUUGGCUGAUUUUAAAUGUCAGGCCGAGUUCCCGUUUUUAUCAUCCCUUUCAACUGCCUGAAGAUCCUGUUGUCUUUCCAGCGACACACAUGGGAACAUAAUUUUGCAGUGGGUUUUAAAAUGCCUUUUAAAUCAAAUUAAUGUAGGGCAUCCAGCAGAUACUACUCAGUUGAUAGGGGUCCAUCAGUUUCUGAGAAAAAAGAACCUAGUUGAUAACAAAGAAUGUUACCCAACAUCUUGCAGAAAUUUGUAUUGUAGGUGAUGUAGACUAACAUGAUGGCAAGCUAACAUGCACAAUCAAUCCAUUUUCACUUGGAUGUAAACAAUUCUUUAUAAUUGUUUAUUCUUUAAAAUUGUUAUUUUGUUGGGUCAGUCAUUCUUUCCUGCUAACUUUAGCUGAACAUGGCAAUGAUUCAAGCUCAUAGUUCUCCUAUGAAAUGAAAUGUCAUGGUUGACUUUUAAAAAGUGUUGUCACCGCCACAAACACAUUAGUAAUGAUUAGCUCAUUGUGUUGGGUGAGAUCUAAAUGAGACCUCACUGUGCCCCCUUCCUUCAGGUAAGGCACGGAGCUUAAUUGAACCCUGAAUCUUGAUUAGGAAGGAAACACACUCACACAAGAGCUUUGAUCAAAGGUUCCAUCCAACCGAAAGGUCUCUCUCAGUCCAACCAAGAGAAACAGCUGUGGUCAGAUGGACAACUUUAUUAAGAAUUCACUAGUAAUUUAUAGGAUUUUGGGUACAGUAAAUAAUAAACAACAAAGACACGCAUAUAGGUAGUACAACGGCAAAGAAACACAUAAUGUACUUCUUUCAAGGAUACAAGAGGAUAUCACAUUCCGUCCAUCCUCCUGUCAAGCUGACACUUAUCUUUAAGGUCUUUGAAGUCCUUGGGAAAGAGACAGAGGAGCCAGCUUUAUGUUUGACAAAUAAACAACUAAUUCCUUUAGAACAAAUCAGCUAUUACCCCUCACCUGUGCUCUACAUACUUAGCAGUGAGGAUACACAGCCUUAAAGGAAUAGGAAUCUUAAAGGGACAGUAACUCCCACGGCUCGCGGAUUCUGAGAGAACACAAAAUACUAAAAGAAAGGAGCAAGAGCACCCAUAUAAAUUUUACAGAUAACAAUUGGAUCUGAUAUCCAGAAAUAGUGUAGAGCUUACGUUAUUGAGGAUGGCUACAUUUAGCUUUCAGGUUCUUCUACCUCCUAGGCUUCUAUCCCUUUAGGAAUUUAAGGCUCAUAAAAGCUGCUUUUCUGGCUGACAGAACUGAACUUUUGCUGGGCCUCAGGGGAAUCUAAUAUGGCUGGAUGUGGUACUGAUCAGUCUUUUCAUAGGACAACAUGGAGGGGGAGAAGAGGAGAGCACUAAUUCUGUAUAUUUUAAGUUACUUUUUUUCUUGAGUAGCAGCAAACCAUGCUACAGAAUUUCCAUUCCCUUCAAGCUCCUCUCACAGACAUGUUAGCAGAGGGAAAAAUAGAACUUGCUGUGUUGAAGAUCCUAGACUACAAUGCUAUGUUCCCCUUUGCACUGUACUUUAUGCACUUUACAUUGUUAGCAACUCAAAAUUCCUUAGUGGCUCAUACUAAGGAUCUUUUUUUUCUCACCAGCAAAAACUUCUAUAAAUGGUCCUGCCUCAUAAAUCUUGCAACUGAUGAGCUCAAACCUUCUGAUGAAUAAAUGUUGACUCUUGAUGAGAGAUGUACCUCUGAAUAUAAUGAACAGGAAUAAA
Molecule: messenger RNA, 10920 nt
Organism: Rhineura floridana
Lineage: Eukaryota; Metazoa; Chordata; Lepidosauria; Squamata; Rhineuridae
Gene: ZFYVE26
Product: zinc finger FYVE-type containing 26
Exons: 42
Coding region: 398-8116 (2572 amino acids)
Biological process (GO): regulation of cytokinesis; double-strand break repair via homologous recombination; mitotic cytokinesis
Cellular component (GO): midbody; lysosomal membrane; centrosome
Molecular function (GO): metal ion binding; phosphatidylinositol-3-phosphate binding
Source: RefSeq, a predicted model, not a curated record